Messenger RNA from Onychostoma macrolepis, 990 nucleotides. It is a transcript of the gene lim2.2, whose product is annotated as lens intrinsic membrane protein 2.2. Bases 428 to 949 code for a protein of 173 amino acids. The transcript has 6 exons. The record is from RefSeq and is a predicted model, not a curated record. Gene Ontology annotation, cellular component: plasma membrane. NCBI's taxonomy places the organism in Eukaryota, Metazoa, Chordata, Actinopteri, Cypriniformes, Cyprinidae. Gene Ontology annotation, molecular function: structural constituent of eye lens.
UGUUAUGUAGACGUUUCUUCAUCCUUCAAACCCCCAAGUCCAAGAGUUCUGGAUCCUCUUGACCUCCAGCCAAAGAAGGAAGACCGCGGGCGUCGACGCGCGUCACGAAGCGUCCCACGCCGCGGUAGCCGGUGACGCAGAAGACUGGUGAGAUUGUGAGGAGAGAGAGCGAGUAAACAAGAGGACGAGAUGCUGUGAAAGAUGCGGAUUACCUCACAUCUCACAUGUCUGACUGGAUGAUUCGCUCUAUUGUGGCCCAAACAAUGACUGCCGCGCGUAGUGGGCUUAAAAACGCUAGAAUCGCGCGCACAGAGCGCAAUCUUCGCGGGAGACAGGCAGCAACCCUCAGAGAGGUCGAUGGAGGCUGAAGGGACCCGCUGGAGGACCACACCACAGCCAAACGGAGGGUGUUCCGAUCCUCUGAUUGAUGGUGUUCACUCUGGUGGGCGGGGCCUCUCUGUGUGGAGCGGCGGCCCUCGUGCUCCUCAUCAUCUCCACGGCUACUGACUAUUGGAUGCAGUAUCGCUACUCGGGGAACGCAGCCAAUCAGGGCCUCUGGAGGUUCUGCAUCAAUCGCAAGUGCCACGCCCACACGCUGACCGUGGCAUUCUGGGACGCCACGCGGGCCUUCAUGCUGCUGUCGGUGCUGGGCUGCUUCGCUGGAGUGCUUUUGGGCGUCACUGCAUCCAAACGGCCCCGGAGCCGACGGGUGCGGACCGGAGGAAUCGCCCUGCUGCUGUCCGGAUUUCUUGCGCUCUUGGCUUUGGCGAUCUACACCGGCAUGACCGUCAACUUCUUUGGCAAACGCUACAUCGACUGGAGAUUCUCAUGGUCGUAUAUCUUGGGUUGGAUCGGCAUCAUAUUGGCUUUUGCAGCAGGCGUCCUGCAGCUCUGUGCGUAUCAGAGGAGCGUCUCUGAACCGGCGCCUGUGAGCGUCUCUGACAGCUGAAACUCAAACAUCUCAACAUGAAAUAAACUGCUUUUGGACUC